AUGGUGAAUACUUUUAUUCUUUUUUUGUUUAGUUCUAUUUGUUUUGGUUACUAUUGUUUAAAAGAACAGAAGAACGAUAUUAUAUUAUAUACUAACACUUCAUGUAUUGACCCAACAAUAAAAAAUCUAGAAUUUGUUGGAGAUUAUACUAAUUACUCAUCUUUUAUUAUAGACAUAUAUAGUGUUUAUUCAUUUGUUAAAUUUGGUUCACCAGACAAAACAUUUCAAGCAAAUAAAGUUGUAAUUCAACUAAAACAAAAAUUGAAUAAUCUAUAUUCAAUUAAUUUUAAUCAUAUUGAAACAAACUUUGAGCUCUACUUAACAGACAAUAAUUAUUUAUUUGGAGGUAUCCAAUUAAACUUUUGUAAUGGAAACAGUCCAACAAAAAUAAUUGGAGACGUUGAUACAUUGUGGAUUUAUGGAAAUGAUGACGUUAAAUUUAAUUAUCAUUUACCUAUUCAACGCACUUAUUUCUCUUCAACUAAUACUAUGUUAAAACUACCGUUUAGUGAUGGUAUUCGUUAUUUAAUAUCAUCGUAUGAAGGGACAAUCAAUCAAAUAACAUCAACUUCAUCAAGUGAUGAUUAUUUCAAUCAAACAUGUGGUGGAAUGGUUCGUUAUUUUAGUAUUAAGAAUAUUAAGUUUCAUAGUGCAACAUCAAAAUGUUUGCGUUCAUUCACAAAGGAUGAAGAAGAUGAUUUCAACUUAUUUAUUGUUACUAUUAUUAUGUCUUUAUUACCUAAUUAUAAUUAUUACAUGGCAUUAUCAACAAAUAAUUAUAUUAUUAGAAAUAACUAUGGAACAGAUAUUCAUAAAGUAUAUACAUAUCCUAAUCAAUGGUUAAAAUAUGAAUCAUCAAAUCAAACAACAUUCAAUAUUUAUAGAAAGAAAGAACCAUAUCAAAGAAUUGAAUUUAGUUUAACAAUUGAAACAUCAAAUGAAGGAACAACAUCAAUUAAAGAAGUAGAAAAUAAUGAUAAAUCAAUUUCAACAGUAAUUAUUUCUUCUUCAAAACCAUUAACUGAUUUAACUAAAGUUGAAUUUUUAGAAACAACAUCAACAAAGAAAAGUCAAAUAAUGAUUAUUGGAAUGAAUGGAAUAACAUUAGAUAGUAUUGGAUAUAAGAAUUGUAAUAUAAUGAUUUAUAAACAAGAAAUACAGGAAUGUAUUGAAUGUGAAAAAGGAUAUUAUUUAAAUUCAAAUAAAGAAUGUCAAUUAUUACCAGAUAAUUGUAUUGUAGGAUAUAAAACAUAUUGUUAUCAAUGUAAAGAAGGAUUUAUUAAAGAAAAAGGAGAGUGUAAAGAAAUUGAUAAUAAAUGUAAUAAAUCAGAAAGAAAUUAUUGUUUAAAAUGUUCAAAUGGAUAUAAAAUAGAAAAUAAUCAAUGUAAUGGAGAUAAAGAAGAUCAAUGUUAUUAUGAAGGAAAUGAAUGUGUAUCAUGUUCAAAUAGAUAUACAUUAAAUAAUGGAAAAUGUUCAAUUAAAGAAAAGAAUCAAAAUGGAAAGAAUGAAGAAAUAUAUUGUGAAAAUGGAAAAUACAUCAAUAAUAAUAAAUGUAUAGAAUGUUCAAAAUCAGAAAUAUGUCAAACAAAUGAUAUUGAAAUAAAAUGUAAAUAUGAAGAAUAUUUAGAUAAUAAUAAAUGUAUAAAUAAAACAUGUGAAGAAGAUAUGAUAAAAGAUCAAAAUGGAAAAUGUAAUAAUAAUAAUAAUAUUGAAUAUUGUUUAAAUAAAUCAUAUGUUAAUGGAAAAUGUGUUGAAUGUUUAAAUACAUAUUCACCUAAUUUGAAGGGAGAAUGUAUUAAUACAAAAAUAGAAUAUUGUGAAGAACAAAAUACAUAUGGAUGUAAAAGAUGUGAAGAAGGAUAUUAUUUAACAAAAGACAUGAAAUGUUUAAAAUGUGAUGAUAAAUGUGAAACAUGUUAUGGAACAUCUACAUAUUGUAUGAGUUGUUCUAAUGAUAAAUAUUUAAGAAAUGAUAAAACAUGUCAAUCAAAUGAAGAACUAAAUGGAACAUGUUUACGAAUAUUGCCAGAUGGAAGUGGAUGUGGAAUAUGUAAUAAAGGAUAUUAUAGAAAUGGAAAAGGAUGUUCAAAAUGUGAAAAAGAAUGUUUAACAUGUAAUCAAAAAGAUAAAUGUAUAAUAUGUGGAGAAGGAUAUUUUAUGAGUUCAACAGGAAUAUGUAAAUCAACAACAACAAUUAAAGGGUGUAAAGGAGAAAUAGAUAAAGAAUAUGGAUGUAGAGAAUGUUUAACAGGAUAUUAUUUAAUAAAUAAAGAAUGUUCAAAAUGUGGAAAUAAAUGUAUAACAUGUUUAAAUGAGAAAGAAUGUAAUACAUGUGAAGAUGAAUAUAUAAUAAUAAAUAAAGAAUGUAUUCAUUAUUCAAAUAUUAAUAAAUGUAAAGAAACAAAAAAUAAUAAAUGUUCAAAAUGUUCAUUUUGGUAUGGAAUCAAUGAAGAAGGAACAAAAUGUAAUAAAGAAAUUAAAAGAAAGAACAAGAGAAAACAACAACAAUAUUUAAAAUUUCACAAUCAAAUAUCAAAUUCAUAA
Messenger RNA from Entamoeba dispar SAW760, 2544 nucleotides. RefSeq lists its product as uncharacterized. The record is from RefSeq and is a predicted model, not a curated record. The coding region runs from base 1 to 2544 and encodes 847 amino acids. Lineage: Eukaryota; Evosea; Mastigamoebida; Endamoebidae. The transcript is spliced from 2 exons.